UUUGUUUGAAGCAAAAAUGGUGACCAAAAGUUUGGCUAACUCAAUGCUUGCGUUGAGGAUAGUUGCUCUUGCAACUUCAGCUGCAACAAUGGCCUUACUCGUUACUGACAACUACACAUUUCAAAACGGUGCAGAGCUCAAAUAUCAAGAUUUCAAUUCAUACAGCCUUGUGGUGGCUAUUGCAGCAAUUUCGUGUGCAUAUUGUAUAGUGCAGCUUCCGUUUUCCAUAUACUAUGCAAUGAGACAGAAGAGGCUCAUAAACAAUGGAUUCUUGCCAGAAUUUGACUUCUAUGGAGACAAGGUAAUUAGUCUGUGUCUGGGCGUAGCCAUUGGGAGUGGUUUUGCACUGUCUGUGGAAUUAAAGAAGUUCAUCGAGGAUCAUGUGAAAGCUUCGGAUGAUUUUAAGGGCACAUACAACAAGAUUUUGAUUCGAGGAUUCAUUUCUUCUGCUUUUCUUCUCGUCACCUUCUUCUCCAUGGCUUUCCUUUCAUUCAUUUCUUCCAACAAUCGACCCAGAAAGCAACCCAACCCCUACUAA
Molecule: messenger RNA, 538 nt
Organism: Vigna unguiculata (cowpea)
Lineage: Eukaryota; Viridiplantae; Streptophyta; Magnoliopsida; Fabales; Fabaceae
Product: CASP-like protein 4D1
Source: RefSeq, a predicted model, not a curated record